GCUUUGAAGCUGCUCCUAUAAUUUUCUUCUCAUUCUCUUCCUUUCUCUGAAACAGGAAAAAAUGAAAGAACAAUCUCUAGAAAUGGAGUCCACACCAGAAUCCCCAACCCUAGUCAUCUCAGAGCAGAUCCGUGUUAACGGAACCAUAACGGCAGCAUCGCUCUCCACAGACGGCAAGUUACGGUGGAAGACGGAAACCGGCACGGACCGGUGCUUGAAUGUCGAGAGCGAGGUUCUAGGGUUUUCAGCUGAAGGUUCUGGAAUCAGGGUUAGGGUUUUUGCGGAGAUGGAGCGCGGGUUUUACUGCAGCGGGUCGCGAGGCGAUCGAGCUAGGAAGGAUUUUGUGCUCGAGCCGUUGACGGAGGAAUCGAAGCGGGUUUGGUGUGAGAAGUUGACGGAAUUCAUCGAAUCGCUCGGGCGGCCAAAAAGGUUGUUUAUUCUUGUGAAUCCUUUUGGUGGAAAGAAAUGCGCAUUGAAGGUUUUUCAUAGUGAAGUUCAACCAUUAUUGGAAGCUGCUGAUAUCCACUAUAUAUUGCAAGAAACUCAAUAUCAGCUUCAUGCAAAAGAAAUUGCCAAUUCUUUGGAUCUUUCAAAGUAUGAUGGGAUUGUCUGUGUCAGUGGAGACGGUGUCCUGGUUGAGGUGGUAAAUGGUUUGCUCCAAAGAGAAGAUUGGGAGGCUGCUAUAAAAAUGCCCCUUGGGGUAGUUCCAGCAGGUACGGGAAAUGGCAUGGUGAAGUCACUGCUGGAUUCAGUUGAUGAUCCUUGUACUGUGUCAAAUGCUACUUUUGCUAUUAUUCGAGGCCACAAACGUUCUCUGGACGUUUCUACUGUCUUACAACGGCAGACAAGGUUUUUUAGUGUCUUGAUGCUUGCAUGGGGUUUUGUGGCGGAUGUUGAUAUUGAAUCUGAGAAGUAUAGAUGGAUGGGAAGUGCUCGUUUAGACUUCUAUAGCAUUUUGCGGGUGAUACGCUUGCGAAAGUACCACGGUUGCAUUUCUUUUAUUCCUGCACUGGGCUAUGAAAAUUAUGGGGACCCUAUCAACCAAAAUGAUGGGGCCGGUAGCAAUUUCGUAACAUGGAAUCAAAACCAAGAGGAUAAUGAUAAAGUUCAGCUUCGAGGCUAUCAGGGGCCUCUUUCUUGCUCAGAGGAUCUGGAGUGGAGGACUAUCGAAGGACCUUUUAUUUCAGUCUGGCUUCAUAACGUGCCUUGGGCAAGUGAAGAUGCCAUGCCCGCACCUGAAGCCAAGUUCUCAGAUGGUUAUUUGGAUUUGAUCAUUAUCAGAGAUUGCCCGAAGACAGCCUUUCUAGGAUUGUUGACAAAGAUGAACGAUGGAGGCCAUGUCAAAUCACCCUAUGUCAUGUAUCUCAAGGUGAAAGCAUUUAGAUUGGAGCCAGGUCAACAGGCUGGGGACCCAACCAAAGGGGGUAUCAUAGACUCCGAUGGGGAAGUUUUGGCUAGAGGGGAAGGGACAUACAAGAGUGAGCAAAGGGAUCUCAUGGACUAUGGCCCCAUCCAAAUGACUGUCGAUAAAGGUUUAGCUUCCUUGUUCUCUCCUAGAUGAUGAAAAUGUGAUCUUGGCUCUCACUUUAACUAUUUAUUCAUUUUCUUCCUCAGAAGUAUUUGUUUUCAUGUAUUCAUUAAUGUACUAUUGAAAUCUGUAUAUACAAUGAAUGCAUUAAAGCUAAAAGAGGAUAAAAAGAAA
Messenger RNA from Magnolia sinica, 1702 nucleotides. Its product is annotated as sphingosine kinase 1-like. Gene Ontology annotation, molecular function: kinase activity. The transcript is spliced from 10 exons. Gene Ontology annotation, cellular component: membrane; cytoplasm; intracellular membrane-bounded organelle. The record is from RefSeq and is a predicted model, not a curated record. NCBI's taxonomy places the organism in Eukaryota, Viridiplantae, Streptophyta, Magnoliopsida, Magnoliales, Magnoliaceae. Bases 62 to 1561 code for a protein of 499 amino acids. Gene Ontology annotation, biological process: sphingosine biosynthetic process.